UUCCUUUUUUGGUUUCCUUCCACACAGAGCGAGGAGGCGGCAGCGGAGCUCGUGCGAUUGGAUUCGCCUGGCGGAGUCUUGGAACCGGCGAUCGGGCGGGGCGGAGGAGAUGGAGGAGGGGAGGGAUCCGGCUAUCAAGCUCUUCGGCGCCACCAUCCCCGUGGUGGCUUCUGCCGCCGCUGCGGCGGAGGAAGACGACGUUAACGAGGCGGACGCGGAGGCUGAGGAGGAGACCGCCGUUUGUGCAGCGGAGGGUCAGAAGGAUGCAUCAAAAGAAGUAACAGACAAUGCGAUCAGCAACGUUUCACCUGUUGCACCAGCUGAAGAGAAUGAAGGUGCAUCAAUCAGUUCUAGUUUGACCAAUAGCAAUGAACAUGAGAAAAACACAUCCCCUACUGAUGAUAAAGAAACAGCAAAUGCUAAAUUUGAAGACACCGAGAAUGAGACUGAUUGUUCUGUGACCGAGAAGGUCCUCAAGAAGCCUGAUAAAAUUCUACCAUGUCCUCGAUGUAGUAGUAUGGACACCAAAUUCUGCUACUACAAUAACUACAAUGUCAACCAACCUAGACACUUCUGCAAGAACUGUCAAAGAUAUUGGACUGCUGGUGGAACAAUGAGAAAUGUCCCUGUGGGUGCUGGUAGGCGUAAAAGUAAGAAUUCUUCUUCACAAUAUCGUAAUCUAGUGAUCCCUUCGGAUGGAUUGCAGUCUGCUCAGUUGGAUUCUCUAAACUUGUCACACCAUCGUGCUAUUGGUUGCUUGCCUUCCAACCCUCCACGACCUCUGGUAGGAAAUGGAACAAUCGUUAAAUUUGGUCAGGAAGUUCCUCUUUGUGAAUCCAUGGCCUCUGUGCUCAACAUCGGAGAGCAAGUUCCGAAUGCUGAUUCUGGUUCCACAUUACACAGAGAAAACCGGGAAGAACCUUCUUGUGUGUCUUCUGCCACAGCCACCAAUGUGAAGGAAAAUAGACCUGUUAAAACUGCAGUAAAUGUGGAACAAAAUGGAACACAAAGUUUCCGUAACGGACUUACACCUUUACCACAUUUGCAGUGUUAUCCUGGAGCUCCUUGGGCUUAUCCAUGUCGGCCCUUAUGGAACUCGGUCGUUCCUGUGGAUGCCGGUAGAUGUUCAUCAGAAAGUUCUUGCACACCAGGGAAUGGCAAUUCAGGUUCAGUUCCUUGGAGUCCAGGAGCGAUGAUGGCGGUUCCUCCAUUUUGUGCAGGAACACUCCCUUUCCCUUCCGUGCCCGCUCCAUUCUGGGGCUUCGCUGCCUGGCCCAAUGGCACAUGGAAUGUACCUAUGGUCGCAUCCGACGGCUGCAAAUCUCCAUCAUCCUCUACAAGCAAUAGCAGUUAUUCUGGAACAGGCUCUCCGACUUUGGGUAAACAUUCCCGAGACUCGAGUUUGCUGAGUGAGGAGAAAAUGGAGAAGUCUCUAUGGAUUCCAAAGACUCUAAGGAUAGAUGAUCCGAAGGAGGCCGCAAAGAGUUCUAUAUGGGCGACCCUCGGCAUCAAGCCUGAUAUGGGUAGCAGCAUCUUCCAUUCCAAGGCUGAAAACAAGGUUCACAAAACUGAUGCUGAACAGGUAUUGCAUGCGAAUCCUGCUGCAUUCUCUCGGACGCAGUCCUUCCAAGAAACCACAUGAAGAGACACCUCAGAAGUUAUAGGUAAGCUUUUCGUCUCCAAAUGCAAUUGAAGAAAUGAAGUCAUUGCAUGGUGAGGAUUCGACACUGCUUCCAUUGCAAGCAAGGAAGUAGAAUAUCAUGAAGCACUCGCAACUAAAUUUGCCUCGGACUACUUGUGAAACUAGCAGGCACAACCGCAAGGCUUGUCGAAAUCUCUAUAUUGUUCGAGAACUCCUGUAAAUACAAGAUCAAAGUAUUUGUCUGUAAUUUUUGUUCUUGAUAUAAUUUUACACUCUCAAGUAUCACAGGUGUAGCCAACCAUGACAGAAAUAUGAACUCAUAAACGUAGAAAUAAAGCUUAUCUGUGCAGUGUAAGUUACAGGUGAGCUUGAGUUCUGAUGCA
This is a messenger RNA of Zingiber officinale, 2025 nucleotides long. Its product is annotated as cyclic dof factor 3-like. Gene Ontology annotation, molecular function: DNA-binding transcription factor activity; DNA binding. NCBI's taxonomy places the organism in Eukaryota, Viridiplantae, Streptophyta, Magnoliopsida, Zingiberales, Zingiberaceae. The record is from RefSeq and is a predicted model, not a curated record. The coding region runs from base 110 to 1642 and encodes 510 amino acids. Gene Ontology annotation, biological process: regulation of DNA-templated transcription. The transcript is spliced from 2 exons.